Messenger RNA from Sclerotinia sclerotiorum 1980 UF-70, 2031 nucleotides. RefSeq lists its product as hypothetical. The coding region runs from base 1 to 2031 and encodes 676 amino acids. The record is from RefSeq and is a predicted model, not a curated record. The transcript has 2 exons. NCBI's taxonomy places the organism in Eukaryota, Fungi, Ascomycota, Leotiomycetes, Helotiales, Sclerotiniaceae.
AUGUCGUCCCAACUGAGGCUCAAUACCUCGGGAGAUCAAGAUCAGCUACAAUUCCUUCUGGCACAGCAAGAACAGAUUCAAGCCCAAAUCGCUUCCCUCACAUCCGGUUCUUCGUCCUUAUCGUCUUCCUUUCCAACUCACAGAUCACCAAUAUACAAGCAACAAACGCAACGAAGACACAAUGUUCCCCGAAGCAUGUCAAGCAGUGGAGCUCCCAUGGCCCGACACCUAUCUUCUGAUGGGAUUGAAGCACCGGUGAUAUCGCGGGCGAUGUCUCAACAAUCCGAGCCUGUAAUGAUGCGAACGAGUUCUAUGGGCAGUACGUCCGUACAUUCCGGAAGACUCCCAUUCACGCAAAAUGGCACGAUGCCUCCUCCACUCCAAAGUGAUCUCCGCCGAUGUAACCCCGCCUUCGAAGCUUGGGUCAAUCAAGACCAGCCCUACAGCUCUUACACAUUUUCGCAUCAACCUUCCGCUCCUCUCCAGCGAUCCAUGUCUCAACGAAAACCGGAAUUAGAACAGGUUUUAGAAGAUCCUCAACAAGGAUUUGAGAAUCCCGGCGACUUCCUCCUCCGUACCGGCUUUGCCGGUGUCUCACCAACACCAGUCUUUUCAAUCACGCCCUCUCCUGUAGCCAUGCAUUCUUCCAUGCCAAUGCAACAACGACAAUCUCGACAGUCGUUCAACGUGCCAAGCACGCCUACAACUGCAACUCUUACCGAUGCGACUACAUACACAAGUAACAUGAGUCGACAAAAUAGUCUCUUUAAUGAGCCUUUGGUGGAAAGUAUUGAAAUGAUGAAGUUCAAUUCGAACAAUUCCUUUUCUACAGGCAUCAAUAAUGAUGAUCAUGUUUAUCCCGUUGCUCCUCAGUAUAGUUCUCAUCAUAUUCGUCGGUCUUCCGACGAGGAACAGACUCAACUACUUGUUGGGGCUGGUGGUGUUGGCAAUGAUUCUCAGUUUUCUCUUUCUUUUCCUAGUACGGAAGCAUUUGCUCAAUCUCAAAUUCCACCAUCUUUUGGUGCAAAGAUGGAAAAGUCACAGUCGGUUGAAAGUGUUUCAUCGACCAUGUCAUCAUCAUCUCGCAAUAAGCAGCGGCUACAAGUCAGUAACAUGGCCGCUGCACGACCACUCAUGCCUAAAGGUGGCUAUGAAGAUAAUUCAAUGUCUCGAGUCAACUCGUCACAAUCAAUGACUCGACUCGAUUCGAAAGAUGGGUCAAAUGAUAAGGUUGCUAUCGAAAAACGUGCAUAUCAACGACCGAAACACGAACGUGUAUUCUGCAAAUUGUGUGAUGAACACCCUGAUGGAUUUCGUGGCGAACAUGAGCUUCGAAGACAUUGCGAUCGACAACAUAAAAGAAUGGUGAAGAAGUGGGUUUGCAUUGAACCGCCCAGCAGUCAAGGGCGCGAAAAGCCUGUGCUACCACUCUCAAAGUGCAAAGCAUGCGCAACACAGAAGAAGAAGUACGGAGCAUACUAUAACGCUGCUGCACAUCUCAGAAGGGCACAUUUCAAGCCAAAGGCUAAGGGUAGAAAUAAGAGUAGUAAGGUUGAGGAUUCUCAAAAGCGUGGUGGGAAGGCUGGAGGGGAUUGGCCUCCCAUGUCGGAAUUGAAGAAUUGGUUCAAAGAAGUGGAAGAACCAGCCGCCGAUUUUACCCAGCAAGAGGAGGACGAUGAUGAAGAAGAUAUGAACGAAAAUAUGCUCAACGAUUUAUCGCAAGUUGUUAACGCGUCAACUAAUUUCGAAAAUACUUCCGAUGGUACUUCAAUACCUGUCCUGUAUCCUACGGCAAAUACUCAAAAUUUCGUCGGCAACAUCACUUUCGACAAUUCGAUGCAACAUGACAUUGAUCUAUCAAUGAACUUUGCAGGUCAAACAAAUUUUGACCUUUCUUCCUUCCCCAUGAAUGACCCAUCAGUGGCAUUCUUUGAUCCUACUUCUUCACUUCCUCAAGUUUUCGAUGACCAAUCUCUUGUUGGUAUCAAUGCUGUAAAUUUUCCUUAUGAUUCUUCUUUAUCUUUCAAUUAG